Molecule: messenger RNA, 729 nt
Organism: Fonsecaea erecta
Lineage: Eukaryota; Fungi; Ascomycota; Eurotiomycetes; Chaetothyriales; Herpotrichiellaceae
Exons: 2
Coding region: 1-729 (242 amino acids)
Source: RefSeq, a predicted model, not a curated record
AUGACUCCCUCAAUACUCACGCGGCCGUUGCUGCACGGCCUUACACUUCUUCUAUGCCUCGACCUCCUCGCAUAUUCGCGGGCCGUGGCACAAUCCGGUGACGGUGGAGGAGCUCAGGGCGUGGAACCGGGCGACAUUGGUUCUAGCCCUGGGACUUCGACAGAGGACGCCGGGGCUGCAGGCCCAGAUACCGGAUCUGUCAAUCUGAGCAAAGGAGCCACGAUCGCAAUUGCUCUGGUCGUGAGUCUGGUGGUUGUCCUUGGUGCUGCGAUGACGAUUUUGUUCUAUCUGGCAAAGAAGAGACAAUGGAAGAUCAAGGAGAGCCUCCGAAGGUCAGCAAGAAAGGUCGGAAAUGUUGUCAAGGCUGUUACCACACCGAUUACACCCAAGAAAAUGACCUUCUCUCCGAUAGAGAAGAGACGACGAACGGAGCACGCAUUGAAGAGGGCGAACGACCAACUGCCGCCAUCGAAAUCGACUGUGACCAGUGAAAAGGAGGCUGAAAGUGGAAGCCGAUCGCCGUCGACGGGUAGCAGCCGUGACCUAGAAAAAGGACUUCGAGGUGGUGCUGUCGACGUCGAGUCAAAAUGGGGAAAUGACUCAGUGCAGGUGAAAGCUGGAAAGAAGGACAAGAAACGGCCGAGGCCUCCCAGUGUCACUAUUCCAUCUUCCGCCUUCGAGAUGGACAGUCCCAACACGCCCAUGUGGAAGAGAGUGUUUGGACGGUAG